Messenger RNA from Meriones unguiculatus (Mongolian gerbil), 462 nucleotides. RefSeq names its product family with sequence similarity 180 member B (gene Fam180b). Lineage: Eukaryota; Metazoa; Chordata; Mammalia; Rodentia; Muridae. The record is from RefSeq and is a predicted model, not a curated record.
AUGGGAAAGCUGUACAUUGAGGAUGAGGAGCUUGGAUCCACAGAUCCAGGCCAUCGACUUAGGCUUGACCUGCAGCACAACAUGCCCAGGGACUUGAAAGGUGCUCAGCAAUGAUGGCUUCACCAACUCCAGGAUCUUGGGCCUUCCCUUAGCCCUCGGGAUUUCAAGCACCUGCUCCUUUCAGGCUUGUCCUGCUAUUGGCUCCAUAGGGCUAGUGAGGCUGAGGAAAGGGGUCAUUGAGCCCAGGUCUUUGCCCUCUUGGCACAGGAAACAUGCUGGGACCUUGCAAGGGUUUGUGCCCCAGGGCCAGCCCCUUCUUUGGGGUCUUGGGUCUCCAUCCUUGACCAUAUCCCCCUGACCCUUCCCUUUUUCCUCACCCUCCCCAUCCCUGGCAGGGGCUCCAUCUGGCUCCUGGUUCCUCCUUUUCAGAUAUCUGAGCCUAUUGUAGUCCCUGGCUCCUGA